UUUAAAAUUAAUUAAAAAAAAAAUUAGUAUUGCUAUAAGGACAUUAAAUACAGUUUUAUUAGCUUUGCUUUGCCGACAAACAAAAAGUAAUGCAUACUAAUUAAAGCGUAUCAACAUUUGUGACAAAAACAUAGCANUGCUGACCAUAAUUUUGUGUUGCAUUUGAAAACCACCCCGAAUUACUUUUGCAAAUUAGUCAAUUGGCCAAUGCCAUCAAAACGCUGUCACUUCAAUGUCGAAAGCGUUUUGGCAUGUAAUAAGCUCCAAUGAAUGUGCGACCAACAAAAACAACAACAACAACAUACUAGCAAAGCCAAAAGCAUACAUUUAAAAUUCCACAAAUUGCCUAAUGCCAAAUGUUAAAUGUCGAUUGCUGAAUGCCAAAUGUCAGAUAGUAUAAGUCGAUAAUCAACGAAUGUGGCCAUCGAAUUGCCGGACAGCGGAAUAGCUGUGACAUUGCAUAGUGACAUUGCAGCUGUUGUUGUGACCAGUUGUCAUACCCCCAACAAGUCAAUUGAGCAGUUGGCCAAUGUGCCAAUGUGUGUGUGUGGGUCGGCCGGUCGGUUGAUGGCGAUAACUGCAGCUCGAAACUAAAAUGAACAUAAAUCGAUUAUAGAUUAGACGGAAAUUUAAGUGGCAGGUAGUGCGGUCCCCGCUGUGUGUCACCUUUCCUGAUUGCGUAUGUGUUUGUGAAAUGUGCCAUUGCAGUCAGCACGUGUCAGCUCAGAUAGCUGACAAUUAACGCGCCACCAGAGAGCAGAUACAUACAUACAUAUGUACGUAUGUUUGGAGGUAUGCAUUCUCAUACAACUAAUCAACCAGCCACGCAUACGCCAUGGUGCUCCUUGCUCUGCCUGUCACUCAAAGUGGCUGUGUGUGUGCGCGUAUGUGUGUGUGCCGCCUUCGCAGGUGUCUGCUAAUUUGUAAAUGAUUUUAAUAUCAUUUGUUAGUGAACGGUGUACUACUCUCCUACUGGAUAGCAACUAAAAAGAGUUCAAGUGCGCGCGCGUGUGUUUUUUAGUGCUGCCACCUGCAAUAAUACGGCGUAUCCUUUGAAUCUUGUGUACCUUCACUCUCAACUUAACUCGAUUUCGGUUCUCGUUUCGGUUUGUGUGUUUCUGUAGCCGCAAAAGCACACAACGCUAAAAGUAAACGCAGCCAGCGGCUAGCAGAGAAUCCUCAGCUGACAUAGAAAUUUGUGUGCUGAAGGCAGCGUGAGCGGAGGGGGUGUCGCUGUCGCUUUAUGUUGACAGGCGGAUUUUGACAUUUCGGUGUGCGGAAGUCGCUUGGCGUGCAGAUAAAUUCUAAUUGGUUUCGAGCAGCGACUGCGAGUUGUAUGGAGCUGAAAACGACAAGAUAACUUUCAUCUCACUCCACCCAGAAAGCACUUGAGUCGACUUGAGUGAUUGUGAUUGCCAUUCAAGUGCCACUCAAAGCGCCGCAGAAAUAAUAGAAACGUUGAAGUGUGAAGCAGGGAAGGCAUCGAAGCCAAAGCUGGCGUAGCAGAAAAGCGAAGAUAUUCAAUCGGAAUGAUAUAAAAGGCUUACACAUACGAGGACAUAUGCACUCAGAGUAAUAAAUCAUGCCUGUAAAAAUCCACAAAAGCAACAGCAAUUCGAAUAUGAAUGACAUUCCAAUGCAACACAGAGCAUACGCAGCAAGCGAGGCAGAGAUAAGACAGCAAUUCAAAUGUUUUAUAGAUGUCACUACAACCACACUACCACAAAGAACAGCAUCGACACCGACUAUUGCAGUCGAACUCAUAUCACCGAAUAAUUGAAAAAUAUUUUUUGGCAGACAAACAAAAACUAUGUGACACCAACAAAUGGAAUAUCGAAGAAGAUAGAACCACCAGAAAAGCUGGUUUUGAGCAAAAAAAAAAAGAACCACUAUAAUAACCACAAUAGCAACAAAAUGCUAAAUCCAAAGGGACAGAGUGCUGAAACUUCAUAGGAUCGGCCAUAAGUUAAGGAUAAGCAUAAAGAAGAUAUAAUGGAAGAAGAAACAGUGGAUGAGCAAGGGAAUGGAAACGGGAAAGUUCUUUUACAAGAUGCGUCGAAAGCUUGGGACAGUAAGGAAGGCCAGGCGCUUCCAAAGAAAGUUGUAAGUGAUGAUAUUAUUCCACCCGGGACGGUUAUCGCUGAGGAGACAGAUUCGUUGGUUGGAGUGUUGAAAGGACCAGCAGGCGAGAGCGCUACAGCUAUGAGAAAUGCACCCGAACAAAGCACACCCGAAGAGCAGCCGGACGACGUGUUCGAAGCUGAAGACAGCCCCACGCCCCGACCUCUGGCAAUGGUCGACAAAGCGGUCAGCACGAACGACACCCUCGAGGACUUGCAGCGCGCACUCACCUAUGAAGUAAUUUUCACAACACUGCUGCAGAAGAAAAUAAUGGCCAUCAAGCGAGAGUGUGAAGAGCGCAAACGGGCAAAGCGCAUGAAACGCAAAUCGAUUGGCCGCAUAUUCUUCAGCCGUAAGCUAUUUGGCGGUUCGCGGAAAGUGCGUGGCGACAGCGAACCCGACGUAUUCAUGCGUGGCGAUCUGGGAGCAAUGAUCGCUUCACCAAUGACUUUUCGUAGCCCAAAGACUGCCAGAAAGCCGAGUGGACGUAGCGGACAAAGCGGACGUCAGGUCGGCGAUGAUAUCGAAGUUGUCUCUGCCUCAGCGUCUACAUCAAAUGGCAGUCAGCGUUCGCAGAUGACACGUGCGACACUAACGAAAACACAGAAGGUAAAAACCCGGCUUAGCACAGACCCCCACACCCAAGGUGCGGCCGCCGGACAGCCUGCAGAAGAAAGCGUCACCAGUACGCUCAGCAACUCCUCGGACAAGAAUGAUGUGAGUGGUGCUGGUCAGGCUGUCAUGAAGCGCAGUUUAUUGGUACGCGCUCAGACGCACACACCAGCUGAGGUGAUGACGUCCAGUUCGGGCUCUGGCGACUCGAAAGGGGCAGCGGGUCGCAGACGUUCAGUUUCAGUUAUAAAUGGCAACGGAAAUGGUGGCGGAGUAGGUGGACUGCCCGCCUCUUUGUUGGAGCGCACCUACGACACCACCUCACUUGCCAGCGGGUACGAAAAUGGCACCGGUGCUCGUCUACACACCUCGACUAUGGCCGAUGACAGUCUCACCUCGUUGCGCGACAGCAUUGAGAGCUUAUCAUUUGGCAGCUCACGUUGCACGGUGAGUUUUGGCGGCGCCGAAAUCAUACCGGAGGAAACUGCCUCGCUCUUGUACGAACGCGCUCGCAUCGCCAAACGUUUGCGUGUACUGGAAGCAAAGUCAAUUAGCGCGCAGUGCAGUCCCGUACUGCCACGUCAUUUGAUCGGGACCAUACAAGCACCGGAGCCCAUGCCUCCGCCAGCGCAAACUACAACCAGAAUUGAGGCCUCCACCGCCACUAAACACAUAAUCACGCCCACCACUGCCGUUCCUUACACCGCGUCGUCCAAAGCUGCCACUCUUACCGCCGUCGGUAGCGACAUUCCAACGGUCCCCACCAGCAACAAAAUUACCCAGACAAAACAACACAUCUUUCGCCACCAAGUGUCUUAUACGGACAGCGCUUACGGUGGAGGAGGCGACUUUGGCGAAGCGUCAGCCUAUUCGCGGUACAUCUCACGACAGAACACUUCCGAGGAGAGUGCAAAUUUGACUGUCAGCACAUUGUUGAACCAGAGCGACUCAUUGUCGUUGCACGCGCCAAUAUACUCGCCAACCACUUCGUUCACCGGUGGCGGUGUCGGCGGUGCAGGCGUUUUCAUGCUGGGUGAUCGCUUCAAAUCGAAGAGCACAAGUCUGUUAUUGGUCAGUGGUAAUGGCCGCAGUCGUCCACGGCCACCGCCAACGCUACAACUACAACAACUGCAAACGCCGUUCGCGCCCAUGCCGGCCAACGGCAGCAUCUUGGCGAGUGGGACAAUGCCGAGCAAUAUUAGUCAUAGUGAUCAAUUAGUAGAUAGUUUGAAUAUGAAAAAUACAUUCGCUUCCUCUGGCACCGUACAGCCAGUAACGGUAUCUAACGCACAAAAGCAAACGCCCUUGCACCCCACGACUAUCGCUACUACGACUGUUGUCAACGCAACCGCCAUGUCUUCACAGCUAGCAUCGCCUCCUCCUCCUACGCUUUACCAUGCCACCAGCGCUACGGGCGGCACGUCGGAAAUCACCACGGCAGUUAUUGCGUUGAACAGCUCUGGUUUUCGGAAUGGCACCGUCAAUGGGGUUAUUGUGGCCGGGUCAACGGUGCCUGCGGACACGGCCAAGUUGAAUCGCAUGACUUCAACAUCAACUGGCUCCAGUGUGGCGCCGACCGGUUGUUGCACAACAACGAAAUCCUCCUCACGCGAUCGCGAGAAAGACAAGCAGCGCUUUAAGCCCAGCUGGCCGUCAGGGCAGAGUGGCAGUGACGAUGAGUAUCGGCGGCGCAAACGAAAAUACAAACGCUACCACAGAUGUUCAGAUCCCGUUCUGGUGUAUCCGACGCCAAGUGGGUUACAACACUGCAUACUUAGUAUGCCAUCUAAUGAGCCAGCUCAACUUCAGUACAAUGAUGAUUUCGCUUUCGACAUGCAAAUCCCAAUGGAGUCCGACAAAAACGACGACCUUGAAGAAAUAGUUCCAAGCAGCCAUCGCCGACAUCGAAGACAUCGUCAUCAUCGACACAAAAAGCGACAUCGUCAUAAAAAACCAAAAAUUCUUGUGCAGGAUCUGGAAACGCGUGUCGUCAAGGUGGUCGAUCCCGAUGACCUGUCGCAGCGGGCGCGCUGGACAAUCAUUGUAACAGCGUGCCUGCUGCUAAUCAUGUGCCUCAUGUUGGUGGGCGUGACGCUGCGCAUGGCGCCCAUCAUCGAUGACAUGGUUCGCCAAGAGAGUGAGCGCCUUCUCAAGGAGACAUUAGAACGGGCGCGCUCUACCAAAAACGCAACGGACGCGGCAGCAGCAGCAGCAUCCCAGCAAGCGCAUCAACAAAUUCCAUAACACAGCGGCGAUUCGGCGGAGCGUAGUAGAAAAUUAUUAGACUUCCCGCCACAACUGUUGCGCCACCAACUGCAACUGCCAUUGCAGCAACACACACAAGUGCAGCUUGAUAAAGAAGACGCUUUACUAAGCGUCGUGAAUGGCGCGGUUGUGCGCUUCUUGGCGCGUUACGUUGAAGGUAAUGCCCAGGUUGGCAACGCCGCUGAAGCUAAUAGGCAUAGAAGCGAAAACGUAUUAAGUGCAGUAGCAUCUUCAGCAUCUAUUGCAACGUUUGCCGACAAAAAUGCGCCUGUGACCUACGACGCUACAGCGACAAAGAAGGCGAUAAAAAAACCUGGCGCGGGAAAAGAGGUGAGCCGAGAUGUACUUGCAGUAGACGUUACGGAACGCGAAAUUUCGUCCGUUGAAGGCUCAGCGGCGGCGUCCCCGGCAUCUACGAGUACUAUGCACGAUGAGCCAAAACAGCUGCCGCCACAGCGACAGACGCUGCAAUCCAAAUUGUCAAUUGCGUUGUUGUCCCAAAUUUUGUAGCGUCACACCGCGUUAGCUUUUGUAUAUCAACACGUAGCAGCUGUUUUGGUGUGGCACGCCGAUGCCUUCACUGCUGCAUGCGCAUCACACAGCCCCAGCUUCCGCGCCAUACUUACGGCAAACAACGGCUGGACUACGACACCAACGCAAUUUCCACCAUCACCACCGUCAACACCUGUUGGUAACCUAACAAAAUUUGUGUCAAUGCUGUAGAAGGUACACAAACAACAAAUCAAAAAAAAUGUUACCAAAAACGUGCGCGUCAAUUUGGCGCGGAUCCAUCCAAUAUGCGGCAAAGAGUCGAAUGAUUUUGGGUUAUAGUGAAAAUUUGUGCUGGGGGAAAUUCGAAAUCGCUGUGCGUCGCCUAGACUUGUUGGCAGCGUUGUUUGAAGCGCAUUUAAGUGCAUACUUUUUUGAAUGUACUAUGCAGGUGCAUAUGUUUGUAUGUAUGUAUGUACCUGUGGUUGUAUGGAAGCGAAAUUUGUGAAAGCUUGUAGAUAAGUGUUUGUGCACUAUUGAUUUGUGCUAUUUUUACAGAAAAAUCAUGUUUCCACAUUUUUAACGCCUAUUGAGGCAUGAGGCAAUAAUAUUCGAAAGCGAACUGAUGGAAAUAUUACUGAAUUUUUAGACAUUUUGCGGUGGUUGAGUUUUAGUUGACAUAUUUCAAUGUACAUAUCGAGUCCUAAGCGCCAAAAUAACGUAAGCGACAUUUUUUUCAAAUUUUUCUUUUUGAUGCAGAAAUGCAUCUAGACGCU
This is a messenger RNA of Rhagoletis zephyria (snowberry fruit fly), 6263 nucleotides long. RefSeq lists its product as uncharacterized. The record is from RefSeq and is a predicted model, not a curated record. NCBI's taxonomy places the organism in Eukaryota, Metazoa, Arthropoda, Insecta, Diptera, Tephritidae.